Molecule: messenger RNA, 1286 nt
Organism: Phanerochaete carnosa HHB-10118-sp
Lineage: Eukaryota; Fungi; Basidiomycota; Agaricomycetes; Polyporales; Phanerochaetaceae
Exons: 4
Coding region: 160-1191 (343 amino acids)
Biological process (GO): methylation
Molecular function (GO): nucleic acid binding; oxidoreductase activity, acting on the CH-OH group of donors, NAD or NADP as acceptor; methyltransferase activity
Source: RefSeq, a predicted model, not a curated record
CGUUGGACUGCCGCGCAUUGCUGGAUGUUGUCGACAUGCGUCAUCAUCUCUCACCAUCCGUGUGCUUAGUGAUCACAAGGACUAUAUAAAGAGGCGUCCUUCUGCAAUGAGACAUCCGAAUAUAACCCAGCAAUCUCAUUUCCUCCCACCGCCACCGCCAUGCCAGCCGUCACGAAAGGAAAGGUCCUCGUCACUGGUGCGAACGGCUACAUCGCCGUUUGGGUCGUCAAAAACCUCCUUGACCAAGGAUACUCUGUUCGCGGCACCGUUCGUCGCGAGUCGUCCAUCCCGUAUCUCAAGGAUACGUUCAAGGACUACGCCGACAGACUCGAGUUUGUCGUUGUCCCGGAUAUCACAAAGGAAGGCGCGUUUGACGACGCCGUCAAGGGAGUAGAUGCGAUUGAGCAUACCGCUUCUCCCUUCUACUUGAACGCCAAGGACCCGCAGGAGCUUAUCGUUCCCGCUGUCGCAGGCACACGCACUGUGCUGCAAAGCGCGCAGCAGUACGGUGACAAUGUGCGGCGGGUGGUCAUCACUUCCUCAUGCGCGACCGUUCUCACGGGGGACGUCGUGCCACGCACGUUCAGCGAGAAGGACUGGAACGAGAAGUCGGUGAAGGAGGUCGAGACGAAGGGCACCGGCGCCCUAGGACAGGAUAUGUACCGCGCAAGCAAGACGCUCGCCGAGCGUGCCGCAUGGCAGUUUGCAGAGGACAAUAAGGGCAAGAUUAAGUUUGACGUUGUGGUGCUCAACCCGCCGUUCGUCUGGGGCCCGACCUUGCAUGAAGUUGCCAGAGCUGAGGACCUCAACACGUCCAUGCUCGACUGGUACAACACCGUCGUAAAGGGCACUAGGACUGAAGAGCAGCUCGUUAGCAUCAGUUCAUCAUGGGUCGAUGUCCGCGAUCUCGGCCUAGCCCAUGCUCUUGCUCUGCAGAAACCAGAAGCAGGUGGCGAACGUAUCAUUGUCUCUUUUGGCCCGUGGAACUGGCAAGAUUGGAUCAACUCCGCACGCAAGGUUGAGCCAUCGCUGCCGGCCGGCAAGUCCUCGUACGAUCCGAAGGAUGCAGUAUAUAUGGUCUGCUACAUCACUGAGAAGAGCGAUCGUAUUCUGGGCUUGAAGUGUCGCGGGAUGGACGAAACUGCCGCCGACAUUGUUAAAGAGUUCAAGGAGAAGGGCUGGAUUCAAUAGACCAGAAAUUGACGUCUAGAUCAAUAGUAGCAUUCGCCUGCAGCAUCAGUCGUAGUAUGCGCCUCGGAUUGCAAUGGCAUUCAGCAUGACAAAUU